This is a messenger RNA of Trichoderma citrinoviride, 1486 nucleotides long. RefSeq lists its product as hypothetical. The transcript has a single exon. Lineage: Eukaryota; Fungi; Ascomycota; Sordariomycetes; Hypocreales; Hypocreaceae. The record is from RefSeq and is a predicted model, not a curated record. Gene Ontology annotation, molecular function: guanyl-nucleotide exchange factor activity. The annotation marks the transcript as partial. Gene Ontology annotation, biological process: exocytosis. Gene Ontology annotation, cellular component: cell tip; Golgi to plasma membrane transport vesicle.
AUGGAACAGUCCACUAACAGCUUAUUCCACAGCUUUAUCCACGUCGCCGGCUGGUCUCAGCACUUUCCAUCUUCAGCCAGAUCCCUCAGCCAUCUCCGGUCAAUAUCAACAGCUGCGAGCUCCAUCGACGAGUCAUCAUCAUCAUACCGGCCUCGACCGCCGCCCAAGUCGCCGUCAGUCUCGCAACUGCCCAUAAUAUCAUUCGCGUCCAAGGCCGCCUCAUACUUCCCCAGCCACGAGAUGAGCACACUACCCGAUCCCCGGAUGAAGGCCGCCAACUCGGCGGGCAACGGGCAAAGGCCCUCGACUGCGCAUCCGGAUCUGAUCAGCAGUGACGGCGAUAACGCUUCUACCGUUUCUCAGCAUCCCGGCCUCAGCGACGAAGUUGCGACGCUCAGCACAAAGCUCAUCAACGCCAUCAACCACCAGACCGCACUCGAUGAUACCCUGUCAGCAACCCGUCACGAGCUGGAGACAUCGCACGAACGCAUCCGCGAUUUGGAGGCUCAACUUGCCGCCCAGCGCGAGAUGAUGGCGGGCGAUGUCUGGAUUCGCAGGUCGACGCUCGAAAACGAGCGCAAAGUCUGGCAGGCCGAGAAGAAGGCGAUGCAACGGAAACUCGACGAAGAGACGACAAGCCGAAUAGAGACAGAGAAGGAGAAGCGCAAAAUCGAGCAGGAGCUGGAGAAUCUGACCACUGCCCUCUUUGAGGAGGCAAACAAGAUGGUCAUUGCUGCUAAGGAGGACGCUCAGUUCCAGCAUGAUGUUCUGACCAAGAAGAAUGAUCAGCUCAAGGCACAGCUCGCCGAUUCCGAGAGCCUUCUCAAGUCGCAACAGGAGCAGCUUUCCGAGCUCAAGCAGGUGCUCGAGACUAUGGUCAUGGAGCGCGAUGACCAGACCAGCAACAACAACAACAACAACAAUAACACGGCUCCCUCAAGCCCCGGCCUCGAAUCAAAGGACGACUCUCACCUCGUUCUCGAGAAGCCGACGCCGUCCCCUUCGAGACACAACGCUGAAUCGCAAUCGACUCCGGCUCCCCCGACCAGCUUUACGCACCUCAUCCAGCCCGUCUUGCGCACCGAUAUCGCAGAGUACGAUGACUUCAUCGCCCUUGCCCGCCUUUCCCAUCAGCGCUCCGGAAGCCGUGUCUCUGCCGGCUCCAUUGGCGGUUUCAUUGGACUUGGUGGCUCAACCUCGAGCGCCCACCUUUCAAACGCCUCCGCCUCGUCGUUGAGCGCCUUCUCGAACCUCAACCAGAGCAGCAACUCCAGCACGCCGCAGUCCCCCAACGCUUCCGCGAACGUGACUGCCACCAGCGCUGCUUCAACGCCCUCGCCGAUUCCUCAGCUCAAGGAGACACGCUUCUUCAAGCGCGUCCUGACCGAAGAUGUCGAGCCCACUCUUCGUCUCGAUGCUGCACCCGGACUGUCGUGGCUGGCUCGCCGCACCGUCCUAUCGGCCGUGGCCGACGGCUCACUGGUGG